AUGCGACAGAGAAUUGUUGAUUAUCAUCAGUGCAAGGGGAAUGAUUAUCAUCAGUGCAAGGGACAUUCAACUGAUGAAUGUUUCAAAUUGAGGCAUGAUAUUCAAGACUUGAUUGACAGUGGGAAGAUUACUAAGCCAUCGGAUAAGAGUAAGCCCAGCACCAAGAACAAUCCGCUUCCCCAAUAUCAGUACAAUUAUCCACCUCGUAAGUCUCAUUCGGGCGGAUCGGUUAAUGCAAUUGGGAGCGGGUUAUCAGAAGAGACUAGGGGAAAAGAGAUUGCUGUUGAUGGAGCAAAGAAGAAAGUGACAGAGAAAGACGAGGGGAAGCCGAAAGAGAAAAAGAAUGAGGAAGAGGGUCGUAAAAGGCAAAAGAAGACUGUCGAAGUUGGAGAAAGCAGUCAGAACAAGACACCUAGCGGGGUGACCGUGUAA
Jatropha curcas is the source of this 432-nucleotide messenger RNA. Lineage: Eukaryota; Viridiplantae; Streptophyta; Magnoliopsida; Malpighiales; Euphorbiaceae. The record is from RefSeq and is a predicted model, not a curated record.